Drosophila kikkawai is the source of this 1505-nucleotide messenger RNA. RefSeq names its product COP9 signalosome complex subunit 2 alien (gene alien). Lineage: Eukaryota; Metazoa; Arthropoda; Insecta; Diptera; Drosophilidae. The record is from RefSeq and is a predicted model, not a curated record. Gene Ontology annotation, biological process: protein deneddylation. Gene Ontology annotation, cellular component: COP9 signalosome.
UCAAACUAAACAACCAAACGGUCGCACUUUUCCCUGCUUUGUUUUUUGCAAAAACAAAAUUAUAUUAAUUUUAUUUGAUUGUCGGGCAUAUUUAACUGAUCCGAAACUUCAAAAUGUCGGACAAUGAUGACGAUUUCAUGUGCGACGACGACGAGGAUUAUGGACUGGAGUACUCAGAGGACAGCAAUUCGGAGCCGGACGUGGACCUGGAGAACCAGUACUACAAUAGCAAGGCCCUGAAGGAGGAGGAACCCAAGGCUGCCUUGGCCAGUUUCCAGAAGGUGCUCGACCUGGAGAACGGCGAGAAGGGAGAAUGGGGCUUCAAGGCGCUGAAACAAAUGAUUAAAAUCAACUUUAGGCUGUGCAACUACGAUGAGAUGAUGGUGCGUUAUAAGCAGCUACUGACUUAUAUUAAAAGCGCUGUGACCAGAAACCACUCGGAAAAGAGCAUCAAUUCGAUCCUGGACUAUAUAUCCACCUCAAAGAAUAUGGCCCUGCUUCAGAACUUCUACGAGACCACGCUGGACGCCCUGCGCGAUGCCAAAAACGACCGGCUUUGGUUCAAGACCAACACCAAGCUGGGCAAGCUCUACUUUGACCGCAGCGACUUUACCAAGCUGCAGAAGAUACUCAAACAGCUGCACCAGAGCUGCCAGACGGACGAUGGCGAGGACGACCUGAAGAAGGGCACCCAGCUGCUGGAGAUCUAUGCCCUUGAAAUCCAGAUGUACACGGUGCAGAAGAACAACAAGAAGCUCAAGGCUCUCUACGAGCAGUCCCUCCACAUCAAGUCGGCCAUUCCGCAUCCCCUGAUCAUGGGCGUGAUCCGUGAGUGUGGCGGAAAAAUGCAUCUCCGCGAGGGCGAGUUCGAGAAGGCGCACACCGACUUCUUUGAGGCGUUCAAGAACUACGAUGAGAGCGGGUCCCCCCGGAGAACCACCUGCUUGAAGUACUUGGUUUUGGCCAACAUGCUGAUGAAAUCCGGCAUCAAUCCGUUCGACUCCCAGGAGGCCAAGCCGUACAAGAACGACCCCGAGAUCCUGGCCAUGACCAAUCUCGUCAACUCCUAUCAAAACAACGACAUCAAUGAGUUCGAGACCAUCCUGCGUCAGCACCGCAGCAACAUAAUGGCCGAUCAGUUCAUUCGGGAGCACAUCGAGGACCUCUUGCGCAACAUUCGCACUCAGGUGCUCAUUAAACUGAUAAGGCCAUACAAGAACAUCGCUAUACCCUUCAUUGCCAAUGCGCUGAACAUCGAGCCAGCGGAGGUCGAGAGUCUGCUGGUCUCCUGCAUCCUGGAUGACACUAUCAAGGGACGCAUCGACCAGGUGAACCAAGUGCUCCAGCUAGACAAGAUCAACAGCAGCGCCUCGCGCUACAAUGCCCUGGAGAAGUGGUCCAACCAAAUCCAAUCGCUACAGUUCGCGGUGGUCCAGAAAAUGGCCUAACUAUAGCUAUGCUGUAUACUAAAACUUUAAAGCCGAUUAAAAAUUAUACAACUUUAA